Molecule: messenger RNA, 5333 nt
Organism: Gopherus flavomarginatus (Mexican gopher tortoise)
Lineage: Eukaryota; Metazoa; Chordata; Testudines; Testudinidae
Gene: MLPH
Product: melanophilin
Exons: 17
Coding region: 191-2140 (649 amino acids)
Biological process (GO): intracellular protein transport
Cellular component (GO): cortical actin cytoskeleton
Molecular function (GO): myosin binding; actin binding; small GTPase binding
Source: RefSeq, a predicted model, not a curated record
CGCACCGAUUAGGGGGUUGGUGCUGCCCAGCCCCAGGGCAGGGGACGGGAACCUAGCACUGGGAGCAUGUGACAAACGCAUAUUUUAACCCCACCCCCUGGGACUGGAUUGCCACCGAGCCGGGCAGGGAGAUCAAAGCAACAUCGGCUGCAGCCCUUCGCAAGCUCCCCUGACACAACUGCUUGCUAGGAUGGGAAGGAAACUGGAUCUUUCCAAGCUAACAGAUGAAGAGGCCAAGCAUGUCUGGGAGGUGGUUCAACGGGACUUUGAUCUGCGGAAGAAAGAGGAAGAAAGAUUGGAGGAACUGAAAUGCAAGCUUGAAAAAGAGGGCACCAAGAGGGAGCUCCUGUCCAAUCAGUCCCACCUCAACGAGACCCACUGCGUCCACUGCCUUCAGCCCUUCAAGUUCCUGGUGAACAGCAAGCGCCAGUGCUUGGACUGCCACUUCUACACCUGCAAGAACUGCAGCCGCUACAACAAAAAGGAGCAAGGCUGGAUCUGUGACCCUUGCCGCUUAUCCAGGAUUGUGAAGAUUGGCUCCCUGGAGUGGUAUUAUGAACACGUGAGAUCCCGAUUCAGGCGGUUUGGAAGUGCUAAAGUGAUGCGGUCUCUCUACGGCAGGCUACAGCCUGGGCAGAAAAUGAAUCCAACGUUGCUAGGUCUUCAUGACAGAGUUUACAGCUUGCCAGACAUCAACAGUGAGUGCCAGCUGCGUGCCGGCGGCAGGGUGCGCAGUGACAGCGAUGAGGAAGAUGACCUGGUGGAUGGAGCCGAAGCUGAGCACUAUACUAGGAUGCGCAAGACAAAGCGCCUGCUGUCUGUUCAUCCCUUUGAUUUUGAUCUGGACUCAGAAUAUUCUGCUCAAUCACGCCGUCAAUCUGUGCAGCUUUCUCAAACUCCGGUCAACCAGGAUGGCCACCAGUCAUUCCCGGAUUUCCCUGAUGCCAGCGAGGACACAUCCCGGAAGGAGACAAUGAUCGCUGAAGCAGACCUGGCUGCAGUGUUCCACCAGAUCCUUCAGGAGCAGGGACAACAUAUGACCCCUCCAGAGCAGGAGUUUAGUACCGAGGUCCGGCUGACAGUGAACUCACGAAGGAAGAGCCUGGAAAGGAAUCCCAAACCUGAUCAUAAUCCCUGCCCUGAGCCUCCAGUGACUCGAACCCGUUCUGUCCCCAAAGGCAGCCCAUGGAACGAGCGGCACCAACCUCAGUACUCACCAGAUAUGGACACCUCCGAUGAGGAUGUAAAGGGAGCCCAGAAGAUAUCUGUCUACCAGCCCUAUCACGUGAAACGCCGAAACAGAGCCUCCUCCCAGGAGAAUAUAAACCACUCUGGAAAUCAGAUAUUUGAACUCAACAAACGCAUGUCAGCUAUUGAACGCAUGCUGAACCGUCUGGAAGAAAGAAUCUUGGUGCACUCAGAAGAGUCUCCGGCCCCUGAGUCCCACACUGAUCCUGAUGUGGAAGAGGAGGAACUGAAGAGGAAGCUGGAGGAGUUAGCCAGCAACAUCAGCGACAAAGGAGUUUCUUCUGAGGAAGAGGAGGAAAAGAAAAAGGAUGAACCAAAACCCAAAUUGAGCUCCUCCAGCAGUGACCCACCCAGUGAUGCUCAGAAGGUCUGCACAACUGCUGGAAAGACAUCCGGGCUGGAUCAAACCCCAAGGGACCUAGAGGAACGUGCGCGGCACAGCGGGACCACAGACUCCGAGCUGUCAGAGCUGGAGGACAAAGUGGCAUCGGCAGCCGUGCAGAUGCAGCGUGCCGAGAGCGAGGUUUCCGAUAUAGAGUCUCGAAUCGCAGCGCUGAGUGCUGCUGGGCUGACAGUGAAACCAGUGGAAAAACCAAAGAAGAAAUACAGCACGCAGCUGUUUAUGCUCCAGCCUCCCAGGAACGUAGGUAGCGGCCAAGGAGAUCAAAGUACGGACUCUUCAGAGAUGGCAUCGCCAAAUGACUUCAAAGUAAUGUCUAUGCCACAGGUGUUAAGGAGAAAAUUCAACAGUUCCCUUGAAAUUGCCGUCGGCGACGAAUCCUUUGAUCGAAACUCCAUUUACCGAGGCUCUUUGACACAAAGGAACCCCAACGGGAAGAACAGGAAAGCAGAUCGCAUCUUCGCGAAGCCUGUGAUGACCCAUCGACCCUGAAGAAGAUGGAGCCUUACGACACUGCAAUUUUACUAACAAUGCCCGGCCUCAGCUCAGAGCUUCACCUUUAUUUCCCUCAACACAUUCCCCGAAGGGGUGGACAGAGAGGAGGAGGCAGUCCCAUGGGACAGGGAAAUCCUGCCGAGUUGUGCUUACAGAGCUCCGGCUCCACCUCGCUACCCAAGCAACCAUGUCCCAGUAAGAAACUUGCUGCCUGUUCCUGACAGGAUUUCCAGCCCACAGUGUCUGGCAAAGCAGCCCCAGCUGUUACACCACACACCCACUCUGUCUCUUCCACAAGUCUCCAUAGUUGUCAAACCAGGGUGUGUGUCAGCAUUUGAAAGCAGCGUUGUCAAGGCUGGGAGCUGCGCUCAUUUGGGCCAGAUACAUGCUGGGUGUAAUUCUAGUGGCUUCAGUGGAGUGAGUUGCUUUCCUCUUGGGUUGGUGCAGAGAAGUCAGUGAUUGGACCCAGCAGUAUUCAAGAGUUUGCAGUGGAUUUAAAGUGCCCAAUCCCCACUGCCUCGAAUGGCGUCACAUGGCUAAAACCCAGCCCAACACUUUUAAACUGUGCUGCUAGACAUUUGCAAAGGUCACUUUGCAGUUCUCCAAGUUCUGUCCAUUCACCCCUCUCCCCCCUGGGCCGGAGCGACAGAAGCUUCCUAAAAGAGGGUUGGAGGCCACCUCAGUAUUUUAAAAUGGAAACAUUUAGUUUAAGAAUGAUCCAUGUGAUUCCUCGUGUGAGUAAUAUGUCAUUGCAUUAGGCUUUGGUCACGAGCGGAAGCACCGAACCUCUGCAGAUACGUCCUGCAGUCACUUCAUUGCACUGUCAGUGAGCAGGACCCAGAGCUACCACAUCACAGAAAAUUCUGUGCUUUUGGGCAUUUUUACCAUUCUGAAAUGGAACAAAACAAAAUAUUUUAUCUCCAGCAGAACCAAAUUCCAAAAAAAGGUUGGGGGUCAAUCAAAACGUUUCAUUUCAAUAAAACUGAAACCUUUAAUUCCCAUUUCGAUCUCAAAACUUUCAAAUGUUUUUAGAUAAAAAAGGGGUUUUUUGAAAAAGUCAUCUUGAACUGAAAAAUGAAAAUGUUCUAGUCCCAAUGUGUCAAAAUUGGAUGUUUCAACAUUUUUAAAAUGCUUCUUGGGAUGUGGAGAAAAUUCAUCAAAAUCGACAUGUUUUUCAAAACAUUCUGAUUUGACAAAAUUUGCAUUUUGGGGGUAAAAAAAACAAAUUUUGAUGAAAAUUUUCCAACUAGCUGUAGUUGUGACCGACUAAUAGUAUUUGUAUCCUCAGCCUACUGUUCUUAUUCUCUUGGACAUGAGAGCUGAAAUGAACCAAUGUGACUUCUCCGCAGCUGCUGCCUCAUUUUUAGUAGAAUUCAUGUAGAAGCUACUUAAACGCUCAGAUUCCCUUCAUGAUCCUUUAGAAGUCAUUUCCAUUCUCACUGCUAUAGUCCAAGCUGAGAUCCUGAGCUCUCUUUAAAUUGGCAUAUGGCUAGGUUGUUCCAAGAAAUAAGUAUAAUUAUCUCUGUUAGAAACCAACUUCUAGCCACAACCAUGUCAUCACAGCACCCUGCAAAUAAAUUAAAUGACCAGUUGUAUAUAUCUCGCCACUGAGCUGACAUCAAGCAUAACCCAGUGACCCAGAUCCUCAGCUGGUGUAAGGCAACUCAGCUGAAGUCAAUGCAAUGAUGCAGAUUUAUACCAGCUGAGGACCUGGCCUGGUGAUUUUUUAAAGCCACAGUACAGUACCACCUUGACUAUAAACACAUCCUCUGCUAUGCGCAGUGUGAUGGGUUGGAUCACAGAAACCCCCUUGGGAGCUGCCACCUGAUGUGCCAAGACUACUUCUGCCCCUGUUUUCCCUGCCAGCCUGGGACUCCAGCAUCUUGUCUUGUUGAGCCAGACACACCGGUCUGCUCCAACACAGACCCAGGGUCUGAAGCACGUGCCCCAAAGCUGCAGAGUUAAUUGAAAGCAGCUUACAAAAGUGUUCCUGUCUUGAACACUCAGAUGCCCAAUUCCCAGUGGGGUUCAAACCCCAAAUAAAUCCAUUUUACCCUGUAUAAAACGUAUAUCGGGUAAACUCACAAAUUGUUCGCCCUCUAUAACACUGAUAGAGAGAGAUGCACAGCUGUUUGCCUCUUCCCCCCACCUCCCCUGGUAUUAAUACAUACUCUGGGUUAAUUAAGUAAAAAAAGUGAUUUUAUUAAAUACAGAAAGUAGGAUUUAAGUGGUUCCAAGUAGUAACAGACAGAACAAAGUGAAUUACCAAGGAAAAUAAAAUAGAACACGCAAGUCUAUGUCUAAGAAAACUGAGUACAGAUAAAACCUCACCAGUUCCAGUAAACUUCCUUUUACAGACUAGUCUCCUUCUGGUCUGGGUCCAGCAAUCACUCACACCCCCUGUAGUUGCUUUCCUUUGUUCCAGUCUCUUUCGGGUAUCCUUGGGUGUGGAGAGGCUCUCUCUUUAGCCAGUUGAAGACAAAAUGGAGGGGUCUCCCAGGGGUUUAAGUAGACUGUCUCUUGUGGGUGGACACCGCCUCCUCUCUCCUAUGCAAAGUCCAGCUCUAAGAUGGAAUUUUGGAGUCAUAUGGGCAAGUCACACGUCCCUGCAUGACUCCAUUUUUACAGGCAGCAGCCAUGGCUUACCUGCUACCUUGAACGUCCUCGUGUAGACUUCUUAUGUGGAUUGGAGCCUCCCAAGAUCCAUUGUCUCUUAAGUGCUUCUUGAUUGGGCACUUAACUUGCACAGUCCUUUCUCAAGAAGCUGCUCAAACGCUUUACAGAGGCUACUUAGAAAUCAAGCAAGUAUACAGCCAGUAUUCCUAACUUCAAGUACAAAAAUGCUACAUGCAUACCAAUAGGAGGAGUGUAUUCAGUAGAUCACAACCUUUACAUAGAUAUGUUACAUGGCAUGUGUAGCAUAAAACAUAUUCCAGUUCUAUCAUAUAUACAGUCAUGAGCAUAUUCCCACGAAGCAUGGGGUUCACCGUCAUCCGCAGUUCCACCUUUAGUUCAGUACCAGUCUGUCAGAAUCUCAUGACAAACCUCGGCAAUGUAAAAUAAGACUCUAGCUUUCAGGCCAUUUUAUUUAUCUGCUUUCAUCCGCCUCUGUCUCUAUAUAUCUGUACAUAUGUUAAGUCUUACAAUAAAGCCAAUUUUGUGGUAGGAGAUCCUAGCACCCCAUUUUGCA